This is a messenger RNA of Rotaria sp. Silwood2, 231 nucleotides long. The record is from the annotation of a GenBank genome assembly. Lineage: Eukaryota; Metazoa; Rotifera; Eurotatoria; Philodinida; Philodinidae.
AUGGCAUUAUAUCUUUCUGUUCAAGAACAAAAUGAUUUAGCAGAUAAUAUUUGGUUAAAUACAAGUACUGGAUCUGAUUAUAUUGCACAAAGUGUUGAUGAAUUCCGUUUGGUUAAAAAGUUAAAGCAAUCUAAAAUCAAUUUAUGGAUUAAAUUAAUAUGUAUUACUUUUUGUUUUCUUCUAAUUCUCUUACUUAUACUUACACUUAUACUUAUUCUUAAUCAAAAAUAA